This is a messenger RNA of Rosa chinensis, 1222 nucleotides long. Its product is annotated as mitogen-activated protein kinase kinase kinase 3. Bases 681 to 1001 code for a protein of 106 amino acids. The transcript is spliced from 5 exons. Lineage: Eukaryota; Viridiplantae; Streptophyta; Magnoliopsida; Rosales; Rosaceae. The record is from RefSeq and is a predicted model, not a curated record.
UUUCUGUCUCGCCUCUCUUUCUUCUCUCUCCUUCAUUUCAGUUUCCCUCUCGCCUCUCGCCUCUUCAUCAAUCUUCUCUUCUGUGCCGCCUCUAUUUCUUCUCUCAUCUUCUCCGUCAAUUUCUCUUCAUCAAGAAGGACCAGAUCGAUGGCCAAGUUCAGAUCGGUUGUGUUCAUCAAUUCUCUUCUCUGGGUCAUCGGGUUUCGUUUGAAAUCUGAGUAUGGUGCCAUGGUGGUUGAAGUCUGAGCACGACCUCCGCCACCACCGCAAGGACCAGAUCAAUCUAUUUUUCUGAGAUAUUGGGUAUGAUGGUGCAUGAAGACUCGUACUUGAUCUUAAGGGCAUGGGUUAUCAUGAUGUUGAUGACUUUGAUUAUACUUACAAAGCAUGUUAAUGACUCGAUGGUAAUAUAUGUUCUCUCUGAAUUUCAAAUCCAAUUAUGAUUAGAUCUUUUGGGUAUCUAGGAAAGAAAAAGUUAGAUCUGUUGUGAUUGCAUCUGUGAUUUACUAUAAAUUUUGUUUGGGUAUGAGCUGGUGGUUGAUCUUUAAUCAAAGAGCUUGUUUCUGGGUUCUGGCAGCGGUGGAAACAACAAGAAGGAAGAUGAGGGGCAGGGUAACAACUAACAAGAAGGAAGAUGAGGGGCAUCGCAUUUUGCUAUUGAUCCGUCUGCAGAAAACUUCAUGAUUGGCGACCAUUUUGAAUUUGACAGAGAGAUAGUAAGGCGAGUGCUAAAUUGUAAUCAAAUUACAAAUGUUGCUUCAAUGUUGUCAUUCAAAGGAAGUCCUUAUUGGAUGGCCCCCGAGGUGGCUGCAAUAUUUAAGAUCGGAAAUAGCAAAGGUAUGCCAGAUAUUCCUGAUUAUCUUUCCCAUGAUGCAAAGAAUUUUGUGAGGCUGUGCUUGCAAUGGAACCCAUCUGAGCGUGCUACUGCUUCUCAACUGCUAGACCACCCUUCCAUUAGAGAGCAAAUGACAACAAGAAGUUCGAACAAGUUAUGGUGUUGAAAACUAUAGGUUUGUGGAUAUGAAGCAAGCUGAUCCUUAGGGAGAUAUUCUGAUAUGGGAACUUCCCAAAUGGGAGCAAAUGUCCAAUGGCCUUGAUAAGGCUCCAACGGCCUUGUUUUUUAAUGUUAAUGAUUUGCUCUUUUAAUUUUUUUUAUUGAUUAGGCUCCAACGGCCUUGAUUCCCAGUUUUCAAAGUAAUUUGUUAAACGAAGAUGGACAUGA